Strigops habroptila (Kakapo) is the source of this 5881-nucleotide messenger RNA. RefSeq names its product SLIT and NTRK like family member 5 (gene SLITRK5). Lineage: Eukaryota; Metazoa; Chordata; Aves; Psittaciformes; Psittacidae. Gene Ontology annotation, cellular component: membrane. The record is from RefSeq and is a predicted model, not a curated record. Gene Ontology annotation, biological process: regulation of presynapse assembly; positive regulation of synapse assembly; axonogenesis. Gene Ontology annotation, molecular function: protein binding.
AUGUACGCUUGCUGCUCUACAGUAACUUUAGAACAGGACCUCAACAAAAAAAUGCAUAUCUGGAUGCUGCAGACGAUCGCAUUUGCUUUAACAUCACUAGUCCUUUCGUGGGCAGAAAGCAUCGAAUAUUAUGGGGAAAUCUGUGAUAAUGCAUGUCCUUGUGAGGAGAAGGACAGCAUCUUAACGGUGAGCUGUGAAAACCGAGGGAUCAUCAGCCUUUUUGAGAUCAGUCCACCAAGGUUCCCUGUCUACCACCUCUUGUUGUCCGGGAACCUUUUGAACAGGCUGUACCCGAACCAGUUUGUCAAUUACACGGGGGCUUCAAUUUUGCAUCUCGGGAGCAAUGACAUACAAGACAUUGAAACCGGGGCCUUUCAUGGUCUGAGAGGUUUAAGGAGGCUGCACCUCAACAAUAACAAGCUGGAACUUUUACGGGAUGACACUUUCCUUGGGCUAGAGAGUUUGGAAUACCUACAGGUCGAUUAUAAUUACAUUAGCGUCAUUGAACCCAAUGCCUUCAGCAAACUGCAUUUGCUGCAGGUGCUGAUUCUCAAUGACAACCUCCUCUCCAGUUUGCCCAACAACCUUUUCCGUUUUGUGCCCUUAACUCACCUGGACGUGAGGGGUAACCGGCUGAAGCUGUUGCCGUAUGUGGGCCUUUUGCAGCACAUGGAUAAAGUGGUAGAGCUGCAGCUGGAGGAAAACCCUUGGAAUUGCUCUUGUGAGUUGAUUGCUCUAAAGGAUUGGCUGGACAGUAUCUCCUACUCUGCUCUGGUGGGAGAUGUGGUUUGUGAGACCCCUUUCCGCUUACAUGGUCGAGACUUGGAUGAAGUGUCCAAGCAGGAGCUUUGCCCCAGGAGGCUCAUCUCAGAUUAUGAAAUGAGACCGCAGACACCAUUGAGCACCACAGGGUAUUUCCACACUACCCCGGCCUCGGUCAACUCCGUGGCCACUUCUUCUUCAGCUGUUUACAAAUCCCCCUUGAAGCCCCCCAAAGGCACCCGCCAACCCAACAAGACGAGGGUGCGCCCCACCUCCCGCCUGCCCUCAAAAGACCUGGGAUACAGCAACUAUGGCCCCAGCAUUGCCUACCAGACCAAAUCCCCGGUGCCUUUGGAGUGCCCCACCGCCUGCACUUGCAACUUGCAGAUUUCUGACCUGGGCCUCAAUGUCAAUUGUCAGGAGAGGAAGAUUGAGAGCAUUUCUGAACUGCAGCCCAAACCCUAUAAUCCUAAGAAGAUGUAUUUGACAGAAAACUACAUUGCGCUGGUACGCAGGGCAGAUUUUGUGGAUGCCACUGGGCUGGAUUUGCUGCAUCUGGGCAAUAAUCGUAUCUCGGUCAUUCAGGACCGGGCUUUUGGGGAUUUAACUAAUUUGCGAAGGCUGUAUCUGAAUGGGAACCGGAUCGAGCAUCUGAGCCCAGAGCUGUUCUAUGGGCUGCAAAGCCUGCAGUACCUCUUCCUGCAGUACAACGUCAUCCGGGAGAUAGAGGCGGGCACCUUCCAAUCUGUCCCCAACCUUCAGCUCUUGUUUUUGAACAACAACCUGCUGAAGUCUUUGCCAGGGAACAUUUUUUCUGGUCUGUCUCUCUACAGGCUGAGCCUGCGGAGCAACCACUUCUCCUACCUGCCCGUGAGCGGGGUGCUGGACCAGCUGAAAUCCCUGCUGCAGAUCGACCUGCAUGAGAACCCCUGGGACUGCACCUGCGACGUGGUGGGCAUGAAGCUGUGGCUGGAGCAGCUCAACACCGGCGUUCUGGUGGACCAGGUCAUCUGCGAGUCCCCGAAGAAGUUUGCCCAGAGCGACAUGCGAGCUAUCCGGGCUGAGCUGCUCUGCCCCGACUACUCGGACAUCGUCGUCUCCACCCCGACGCCCUCCCCGGGCCAGCUGCCGGCCAGGACCACCCCCUCCUCCUCCACCGUGCGUCUUAACGGCACGGCGGCGGCGGGUGGCUCCGCGCCCGCGGGCGGCGCCGGCGGCGGCAGCUCCUCGGUGCCGCUCUCGGUGCUGAUCCUCAGCCUGCUGCUGGUCUUUAUCAUGUCUGUCUUCGUGGCGGCGGGGCUCUUCGUCCUGGUGAUGAAGCGGCGCAAGAAGGGCCAGGGGGACCACGCCAGCGCUAACAACUCCGACGUGAGCUCCUUCAACAUGCAGUACAGCGUCUACAGCGGCGGCCACCACCACCACCACCAUCCCCACCUGCAGCAGCACCCGUCCCACCGCGGCGGUGGCGGCGGCGGCGGCGGGGGCAGCGCGGCACUGCCCAAAGUGAAGACCCCCGCCGGGCACGUCUACGAGUACAUCCCGCACCCCCUGGGCCACAUGUGCAAAAACCCCAUAUACCGCUCCCGGGAGGGCAACGCGGGCGAGGAUUACAAAGACCUCCACGAGCUCAAGGUCACCUACAGCAGCCACCCCCUGCAGCCCGGCGGGGGCGCGCCGUCUCCCCCAGCCCCCCCGCCGCCGCCGGCGCCCGGCGGGGAGGAUGCGCCGGUGCGCAGCCCCGCGUACAGCGUGAGCACCAUCGAGCCGCGGGAGGAGCUGCUCUCCCCCGUACAAGACGCCGACCGCUUUUACAGGGGCAUUUUGGAGCCCGACAAACACUCCUCGUCCUCCGCGCUGGGCACAACCGGUUCCACCCUCCCCGACUACCCCAAACUCCCCGCUGCCUACACCUACUCCCCCAACUAUGACCUUAGGCGUGCCCCCCAGUACUUGCACCCGGGGCCGGGGGACGGCAGGCUCCGGGAGACGGUGCUGUACACGCCCCCGAGUACUGUCUAUGUAGAGCCCAACAGGAACGAGUACCUGGAGCUAAAAGCAAAACUAAAUGCAGAGCCGGACUACCUCGAAGUGCUGGAAAAACAGACCACAUUCAGCCAGUUCUGAGAAACAGCCCCCCUUAUCCCCCUCCCCUCCCUGCCCCCCGCCAGCCACAGCAGCUCCUUCUCUAGAGUAUUUGUAUUUAACAACCACACGCAAAACAAAGAAACAUAAAUGCUGACUUCUCCCCACCUCGCCCCCCUCCUUUUUCCCCCCUUUAAUUCAUUUUAUUGUAGGGUGAAGUGCCUUGGCACAGGAUUUUUCAGCUUUGGGGAAUGAUUAUCAAAGGGUGUGCUGUUUAUUUUAUUUUCAGUUUGGUUCCCUCCCCCCCUCCCCCCCCCCCCCCCCCCCCCCCCGUUUAAUGUGUUCGGAAGUAGGAAACCACCUAUUGUGUAAAUCGGGCACAGCACUGGCAUUGUGUGUGUGUCCAUGCAUGCUUGGGGAAGGUGGCAGGAGGGUCUUGUCAGGUCAUAUUCAGGUUACAAGUACAAAAGUCAUGGUCACUUUAGGUUUUUUAUACAGACAUUGUUUAAUUUUGUUUUCUUUCUGGUUGAAGAGUACAGCGCACAUUUUCCCCUUUUAGCCAUGGGUGAGUCUAAAUGGCUUUUAUGAAGAGAUUAGCACACCCCGACUUUAAUACAAGGUUUCCUUUUUUUAAGGAUGUGUUUGUAUACUUUCUGGACUUUUGAAUUAAAAAAUAUAUUAUGAUCUUUAAAAGGAUCGCUGUAGAUGUGGGCAAAUCAUUAAAGAGUGCAGAGAUAUAUGAUCCAUAACUGGUUAGUGAAAAUAACUUAUUGAUGAAAUAUAAAAAAUAUUUUAUUGUAGCACCUAUUUUUAUAUGCACAUUAGCAUUUCUCUUUCCUUCGCUAUUUUAGGGCCUAAUCCUGCAGAUUCUUACUCAUUUGAGUAUGUCUACUUGUGAAAGAAGCCCAAGCUUAGGCCUUCAUCCUGCAGGCACUUAAGCACAUGAACAACUCUACCAAUGUGUGUAGUCCGAUAGACUCACUCAUUGGGCAAAGUUAGUCAAAUGCCCAAAAGAUUAGGAUAGAGGAUGCAGAGCUAUUCUUACAACUAAAACUACUGGGAUGUUUAAAUGUUUCCUCUUUUUUCAGGAUGGGGUCCAAAGUCUGUGGAUUGCUUUAAAGUGUUGCACUAUAUUGAGAGCUUUUUUUUUCCCUUUUUUUUGAUACAGUAUCAAAAGGACGUUUUAAAUCAUUACAAAUAAUGCUAAUUAUGACUGAAUCUUAACAGACAAUCCAAGACAUAAAAUCUGAUCACAAUAGAAAAAAAAAAUGUUUAUUUAAAAACGUACCUUUUAGCAACCUCCUGCUCAGGCAUCUCGUUGGGCAAACUAGUGAGGGACAUGUAGAAGGCAUUCAUUUUAGCAGGAAAAAUGCGUUUAAUUUUUGAUUUGUCAGUUUUUGGUUUCUUUUCUCUUUCUUCUUUUUUAUUAAUUAACCAAAAUAUAAUGAUUUUACAACUGUUGUAGCCAGUUUCUGAUUGUUUAGUCAAGUACAAUUGCACUUGUACAGAUCCACGUGUUUACUGGCAUCCUGAAAGACCAAAUGAUGGACUGUACACAUCUUUAUACAAUGUCUUUACCCCUUUGGGCAGCAGGCAAUGGCAAGGAUAUUCAUAAACACAGCAUCACAGUAUGAUGGGACAACUGAUGUCUCAUAUGUAUCCCAGCACAUGUGAUUUUUUAAUAGUUUCUGAAUAAACACUUGAUAAGUAUUUCAAAUGUAAGAUCAUGAAGUAAUGAGUAUCCGAAGUUUAAAAUUUCUUGCCAAAAUCAACUGUUUGUACGUUGGAUUCUCUUUACUAGUAAUUAUGUCUCAUCAGAAAGCUGUAACAUUUUUAGGCAAAGCAUAACAUGUUCUCUAUUUUCAAAAUAUGACAUACGGUAAUUUUGCCAGCAUACAUGAGAUGGGUCAGAGAGCAACAUAGGGAUAUGUGUUUCACCAACAUAUUGAACAGGAUGGUUUUAUAUUUACAUUUUGUUUCCUUACUGAAGUGUUCUUUAAGAUAUGGAUCAGGGUAAGUGAUACUUCACAUGUGGCUUUGUCUUUCUUCAUUAGAAGAAAUUAUCAUGUUUGGUGUUAUUUGCAGAGUUGCUCACUAGUACAUUUCUUAUUGCAAAAGGGCUCUGUUCUGUUCUGUUUCCCUAUCCAUGUACAAUCUGUCACACUUUCUACAAAAACAAAGCUAUAUAACUGGUCUGUUGGAAUUCAAGAAAAAUGUUUUGCUGGCAUGUGUUCCUCCCUCUAUGCCACCCACACCGAGCAAGAGCAAAAGCAAAGCAAAAAAAAAAAAAAAAAAAAAAAAGUAGAAAAAUAUGACUGUAUUUAGUUUGGACAGUUUAGUAAGUGGAGUGUUAUUUCAGUUUGAAAUGCAGAUAUGAGGAAUGUUCUUUUGUCACAAAGAGGCACAACAUAUGGUUGUUCUGUGCACUGCUCUAGAUCUCCUGCAGACUUCUCAUUGACACUAGCAAGAAUGUGAGUGUUGCUGUCUGAGGUGCAGUUUUGAAGCCCUAAUUUUGAAUUACCACCUUAUAAGUAUUGCUGAAGCUACUGUCCUGGUUCUCCUUCCAUUUAAACUCAGUAGAGGAACGUUGUUGUUAAAUGGAUAUAAGUAAGAAAAUUUUCAGCUUCACUGGCUUUGUCAUUCACUGAGAGAAAGGCUAACUCUAAGGACUGAGUGAGAAGGUCCUGCAAACUAUGUGUCUGUUCAUGUGUAUAUGUAUUUUUUCUGUGUGAUUCAAAGCUCAUAUACAGGAUUUUGCAUAGGUGUCAGUACAAACGUAGGAUUAGGUCCUUAAUGUGAAAGGUGUGUUUUACGUGGCAUUCUGCCACAAAGAGGCAGCAUCCACAAAUGAGUAAAUGAGCAGGAAUUGGUUGGAUUUGUAAGAAAUAGCUGGUAGAAAUGCCUCAGCAGUCUGUUUAUGCUUACAUUCUGAUGCUGCCAUUUCUGAGGCCGACAGUACUGCUGCUUCCAUGUUUUCUACACGCACUUAAUAGCUGGAAUAUGAAGAAAUGGAUUAACAUCUGAUGGUGCCCAAGAU